Molecule: messenger RNA, 754 nt
Organism: Selaginella moellendorffii
Lineage: Eukaryota; Viridiplantae; Streptophyta; Lycopodiopsida; Selaginellales; Selaginellaceae
Product: peptidyl-prolyl cis-trans isomerase CYP19-1
Exons: 1
Coding region: 78-599 (173 amino acids)
Biological process (GO): protein peptidyl-prolyl isomerization; protein folding
Molecular function (GO): peptidyl-prolyl cis-trans isomerase activity
Source: RefSeq, a predicted model, not a curated record
GUUUGCGCUUUCCUCUCUCCUCCUAGGUCUUUCUCUCACUCCCUUGCUCUUGCGCUGUUCAUCUUCGCUCCGCUCCCAUGGCUGCCAAUCCCAAGGUCUUCUUCGACAUCGCCAUCGGCGGUAGCCCCGCCGGGCGCAUCGUGAUGGAGCUGUACGCAGACACUGUGCCCAAGACGGCGGAGAACUUCCGCGCGCUGUGCACGGGUGAGAAGGGUAUCGGCAAGAGCGGCAAGCCGCUGCACUACAAGGGCUCCAAGUUCCACCGCGUCAUCCCCGACUUCAUGUGCCAGGGCGGCGACUUCACGGCCGGGAACGGCACGGGCGGCGAGUCCAUCUACGGCAUGAAGUUCGCGGACGAGAACUUCAACAAGAAGCACACGGGCGCGGGCGUGCUGUCCAUGGCCAACGCCGGGGCCAACACCAACGGAUCCCAGUUCUUCCUCUGCACCGUGCCCUGCUCCUGGCUCGAUGGCAAGCACGUCGUCUUCGGCCAGGUUGUGGAGGGGCUCAACAUCGUCAAGGACAUCGAGAAGGUGGGCAGCUCCUCGGGCAAGACGAGCAAGCCCGUGGUGAUUGCCGACUGUGGCCAGCUCUCUUAGAUCUAUCUGCAGCGAGCGAGCUGCUUGACUUGAUUGUUGUGUCCUUUCUAUGCUAGCUGCUCUAUCUCUCUCUCUCUCUCUUUUGCAUAUCUCUUGCUUGUUUGUUGGUUCGAGCUCUGGAAUGAAAAACGAAAAAAAAGGAUUAAAGCUCCCAA